Messenger RNA from Coregonus clupeaformis (lake whitefish), 1569 nucleotides. It is a transcript of the gene tomm34, whose product is annotated as translocase of outer mitochondrial membrane 34. The transcript has 9 exons. Gene Ontology annotation, cellular component: cytosol; mitochondrion. Bases 222 to 1184 code for a protein of 320 amino acids. NCBI's taxonomy places the organism in Eukaryota, Metazoa, Chordata, Actinopteri, Salmoniformes, Salmonidae. Gene Ontology annotation, molecular function: heat shock protein binding. The record is from RefSeq and is a predicted model, not a curated record.
UAGUGUUGCGGACGAAACGCUGAUGUUGGUUAUCGUGCAAGCAAGACACAUUUUACACCUCUAGCUAGGUAGCUAGAUUGUUUAACAUCUUGGUUUUACUUGCUACGUUAUAUAUUAGACGAUUUGCGGACGAGUACAAUACAGUACAGUAGAUUAUAGAUAGCUACACAACCACUAGUUUGCCCUGCAAUCAACAUUAAUUCACUCAUUGCAAAUCCAAUAUGCCACAUAAGCGUCGUUCCCAGUCUUCUUGGACAGAGUUGAAAAAAACAGGCAACGAAUGCUUUAAAGCUGGACAGUAUGGGGAGGCUGUCUGUCUUUACAGCCAGGCGAUCAAAGAAGUGGAGAAAUCAGGAAAGAAGAAUCCAGAUGAUCUUAGUAUCCUGUAUUCUAACCGUGCAGCCAGUUAUCUGAAGGAUGGAAAUUGUGGGGAGUGUGUGAAGGACUGCACAGUAUCUCUUGACCUGGUUCCGUUUGCCAUCAAGCCUCUCCUUCGCCGGGGUGCAGCAUAUGAAGCACUUGAGAGAUACAGGUUAGCCUACGUGGACUACAAGACGGCCUUACAGAUAGACUGUAACAUACCUGCAGCCCAAGAUGGUACCAACAGAAUGACAAAGUGUCUGACAGAGGUGGAUGGACAAUCAUGGCGAGAGAAGCUCCCACCCAUUCCCACUGUUCCAAUGGCCGUCAAAGAAAAAUUGUCUCAGGCAACACGCCAACAAACGACGCACAAUGGCACCAGAGAAAAAGAUACAUCUGUCCCAGGAGAGGAUGUAAUUAAAAAAGCCCUAUGCCUGAAAGAGGAAGGCAAUGCACUGGUGAAAAAAACUGAGUACAAGAAAGCCAUAGAGAAAUACACUCAGAGCCUCAAACACAAUUCCUCAGAAAUCACAACGUACACAAAUAGGGCACUCUGCUACCUCUCUGUGAAGAUGUACAAGGAGGCAGUGCGAGAUUGUGAAGCGGCCCUGCAGCUCGACUCUGCUAAUAUCAAGGCACUGUACAGACGAGCUCAAGCACACAAGGAGCUGAAAGAUUACAAAGCUUGCGUUGAAGAUCUAAACAGCUUGCUGAAGAUUGAGCCAAAGAACACAGCCGCACAGAAUUUACUGCUGAACGUGCAAAAUAAAAAGGCCCCAAUACUGCACAAAGAGGAUGAGGAAGUGAUUUGCUGUUUGGGGUAAGUGUUUCUCAAAAACAAGCGAAAUCUGAAAAAAGGUGUCUGGACCCUUCUGUACAUGAAAUGUACACAACAAAUUGAGAUUUGGUUGUAAAAAAAUAAAUAAAAGUAUCCUUUAAACGCACUCAAGUUGGAGUAUUGCUGUGAGAGGAAGCACAGUUAAUGCAUUGCAUAUUUAGCCUUCAUAUACAUAAUGCAAUCACUGCAUGAAACUGGAAAUAUAGCAUUCAACAAUUGUUUAACAAGGACUAUUCAUUUGUACUGUAUUUCCACUAGUAUAAUAAGAGAUUGUUUGUUUAUCAAACAAUGUUUCAUUUAUGUUAGUCAUGUCAUGAUCAAUAAAAUAACUGUUGUAGUUAAAGGGAUAAUUCACCCACAUAACAAAAUUA